This is a messenger RNA of Eurypyga helias (sunbittern), 293 nucleotides long. Its product is annotated as vesicle-associated membrane protein 3. The transcript has 3 exons. Gene Ontology annotation, biological process: vesicle fusion; vesicle-mediated transport; SNARE complex assembly. The annotation marks the transcript as partial. The record is from RefSeq and is a predicted model, not a curated record. NCBI's taxonomy places the organism in Eukaryota, Metazoa, Chordata, Aves, Eurypygiformes, Eurypygidae. Gene Ontology annotation, molecular function: SNAP receptor activity; syntaxin-1 binding. Gene Ontology annotation, cellular component: SNARE complex; plasma membrane.
GUCAGGAAGUAUCCCUGGAAGCUCAAAUGUGGCCGCGGGCAGUAAUCGGCGUCUUCAGCAGACUCAACACCAAGUAGAUGAGGUUGUCGACAUCAUGAGAGUGAAUGUGGACAAGGUGUUGGAGCGCGAUCAGAAGCUGUCAGAGUUGGAUGACCGUGCCGAUGCGCUGCAAGCAGGAGCUUCCCAGUUUGAGACCAGCGCAGCCAAGCUGAAAAGAAAGUAUUGGUGGAAGAACUGCAAGAUGUGGGCAAUAUUGAUAGCUGUGGUUGUCAUUAUCAUCAUCAUCAUCAUCG